Messenger RNA from Tilletiaria anomala UBC 951, 1041 nucleotides. Its product is annotated as NAD(P)-binding protein. The transcript has 7 exons. Bases 1 to 1041 code for a protein of 346 amino acids. Gene Ontology annotation, molecular function: oxidoreductase activity. NCBI's taxonomy places the organism in Eukaryota, Fungi, Basidiomycota, Exobasidiomycetes, Georgefischeriales, Tilletiariaceae. The record is from RefSeq and is a predicted model, not a curated record.
AUGUCUAUUCCAUCCACCCAAAAGGCCCUACAGCUCGAAAAGCCGGCAGGCGAUCCAAAGAGGGGCCAACGCAAUGUCGCGGCGGUCCGAUAUGUGCCAGUCCCCAAGCCGCAAACCGGAAUGGUCCUCGUCAAGGCCAUGCUCGGUGCCUACCCGGGGCUAUUGUACAAGAACAGCACCUUUGCCUGCAACGGUGCCGGCGUCAUUGUGCAAGGCGGACUGCCAGAUUCGGCCAAGGGGCACCCAGAUGGAAUUGUUAUUCUGGUACCUACUCGCGGCUGGGAGUCUGAUCCAGAGGGGCCUGAAGCCGAACUGCCCAACGCCAAGAACAAGCAGAACAAGCUCGAGAGUGACCAUCUCGUUGCCGCACCAAAGCACCUUGACGUCGUCCACAGCGCAGCUCUGCCAUACGGUGGUAUCACUGCUUUCCGCGCGCUCUUCACGAAAGGCCAGCUCAAGGCAGGACAGAUUCUACUCCUGACGGGCGUUGGUGGCGGCGUUGCGCAGCUAGCACUCCAGUUCGCGGUCGCGGCCGACGCGAAUGUCUACGUUACCGGCGGCUCGCAAGCCAAGGUCGAUCGUGCUGUCAAGAACCUCGGAGCAAAGCGCGGAGCGGUCUCCAAGGACAAGGAUUGUCCCAAGCAAAUUUCCAAACAGUUACCAUCCGGUAAACUGUAUAUUGAUAUCGUGGUCGACAGUGCCGGUGGGGCCAUCUCGGGCCAAGCUAUGCAGGCUGGGCUCAAAGUAGGCGGCAAGUUGGUCUGCUUUAGCAUGACCGCUGACCCUAAGAACCCGUUCACCAUGCGAGAAGUGCUCAAGAAUGUCGAUGUCCUCGGCUCGACAAUGGGGUCCAAGGAAGAGUUCAGGGAAUGCAUCCGCUUCGUGGAAAAACACAAGCUUGUGCCGACAAUUGACACUAUUCUCGAGGGCUUGGAGAAUGCACACAAAGGCUUCCCGCUCUUGCAGGAUGCAGACAAGCGCAGCGGCGGCAAAGUCAUCAUCAGGGUCGCUCCCGCCGACAAGCGCACAUCCAAGCUGUAG